UAACAAUUUUACAAUGAGUCGGCCUAAUUGGCAACUGAUCAUCGUCACAUUUUUACUGUACCAAAGGAGUAUUAGCGGCCAAGAUACUCCUUCCAAACGCAUUGUAAAGGGUUUCCCUGCAGAACCCAAACAAUUUCCAUAUCAAGUAUAUAUUUUGAAUCUGGAGGACGGCCGCUCUCUCUUCGGAUGUGGCGCUGUUAUAAUAUCAAAUCGAAUUGUUCUAACAGCUGCUCAUUGCAUAUCCAAAGAAAUGAAUACUAUGGAAAUUUACUUUGGAACUGUGGACAAAUCUAAUAAAAGGGAAGUCGGGCAGCAACGAUUGAUAGUAAAAGCAAAGAACAUUUACGUACAUCCAGAAUAUGACGACAAUCAACUUAUAAAUGACAUAGCUCUCAUCAGACUUCCAGCCGAUCUGCUAUUUGACGAGUAUAUUCAACCUGCCAAGUUACCCGAUGCAGACGAACUUUAUGAGAAUGAAAGUGCUGUAGUAUCUGGAUGGGGUCAAACAAUUUUCAGUGGUCCACAAUCCAAUCAUCUGCAGUAUUACAAUGUAACUGUGUUUUCAAACGAAAAAUGUAAAAAUUUAAUGAUCGCUGUUUCUAAGAUUUUUCCGACUUCAUUUAUUUGCUUAAAACCAAGUCAAAGUACUCCAUGUCAUGGCGACUCUGGUGGUCCAUUGGCAAUUCGGAAUGAAGAUGGGAGCCACACUUUACUGGGUCUAACAUCAUUCGGUAAGCCAGGUUGCCCAACUAAUUCACCUGGUGUUUACACUCGAGUAUCAUCGUUUUUAAAAUGGAUAAAACAAUAUGAAUAAAUGAAAAAUUUUGUAUUUUCAACAAAAUACUAUAUCUAUUUA
Drosophila sulfurigaster albostrigata is the source of this 856-nucleotide messenger RNA. RefSeq names its product chymotrypsin-2-like. Gene Ontology annotation, molecular function: serine-type endopeptidase activity. The record is from RefSeq and is a predicted model, not a curated record. Gene Ontology annotation, biological process: proteolysis. The coding region runs from base 14 to 814 and encodes 266 amino acids. Lineage: Eukaryota; Metazoa; Arthropoda; Insecta; Diptera; Drosophilidae. The transcript is spliced from 3 exons.